Molecule: messenger RNA, 1318 nt
Organism: Hibiscus syriacus
Lineage: Eukaryota; Viridiplantae; Streptophyta; Magnoliopsida; Malvales; Malvaceae
Product: thiamine thiazole synthase 2, chloroplastic-like
Exons: 2
Coding region: 81-1154 (357 amino acids)
Biological process (GO): thiamine biosynthetic process
Source: RefSeq, a predicted model, not a curated record
AGCUUAAAUACCCUAAAUUGGCAUUCAUCACUCCAAACCAUAUCCCCUUCAUCUACCACAUAAACGUACCCGAAAGAUCAAUGGCAGCCAUGGCAACAGCUCUCACCUCACUUUCUUCAAGCCCCAAACCAUCUUUCCUUGACCACAAGUCAUCUUUCAAUGGCACCCCGAUUCCGUCUCGCUUCACUCCGAUUAAAUCCACCUCGCAAAACUCCACCAUUUCCAUGUCCUUGACCCCUCCUUAUGACUUGCAAUCCUUCAAAUUCCAACCCAUCAAAGAAUCCUACGUUUCCCGUGAAAUGACACGCCGCUACAUGAUGGACAUGAUCACCUACGCAGACACCGAUGUUAUAAUCGUCGGCGCCGGUUCCGCAGGCCUUUCUUGCGCGUACGAGAUAAGCAAAAACCCCAACAUCCGUGUCGCCAUAAUUGAACAAUCCGUCAGCCCCGGCGGAGGUGCAUGGCUUGGCGGGCAGCUAUUUUCGGCCAUGGUCGUUCGGAAACCGGCACACAGGUUCCUCGACGAGCUCGGCAUCCAGUAUGAUGUACAAGAAGAUUACGUGGUCAUAAAGCAUGCGGCUUUGUUCACAUCGACAAUCAUGAGCAAGCUCUUGGCAAGGCCUAAUGUAAAGUUGUUCAAUGCCGUGGCGGCCGAGGAUUUGAUCGUGAAAGGGAACCGAGUCGCCGGUGUGGUGACGAACUGGGCCUUGGUGUCGAUGAACCACGACACACAAUCUUGUAUGGACCCGAACGUGAUGGAGUCCAAGAUUGUGGUCAGUUCUUGUGGACACGAUGGACCAUUUGGAGCCACUGGAGUCAAGAGGUUGAAGAGCAUCGGCAUGAUCGACAAUGUUCCCGGAAUGAAAGCACUGGACAUGAACACGGCGGAGGAUGCAAUCGUCAGGCUUACAAGGGAAAUUGUGCCUGGCAUGAUUGUAACUGGGAUGGAAGUUGCAGAGAUUGAUGGUGCUCCAAGAAUGGGGCCGACAUUUGGAGCAAUGAUGAUAUCUGGGCAGAAGGCAGCACACUUGGCUUUGAAGGCAUUGGGGCAGCCAAACUCCAUUGAUGGGACCUUGAGCGAAGCUGAAAGAGUAGAGUCGCAGCCAGAGUUCGUUCUUGCUGCCUCUGAAACAGAGGAGACUGUGGAUGCUUGAUUGGAUAAAUUUUCAGGAAAUAUUGGACUAAAUAAAGAAACAUGUGGAUGAAAUUAAGCCUUUGAUGGAUUUGAUGCGAGUGAAAGGUGGACUUUUGUUUUGAUUAUUGUCCAUGUAAUGUUUGAAAAUGAAGAAAAAUAAUACCAGAUUGAGAAAUUAUUGAA